Pararge aegeria (speckled wood butterfly) is the source of this 1350-nucleotide messenger RNA. RefSeq names its product acylglycerol kinase, mitochondrial (gene Mulk). Gene Ontology annotation, molecular function: acylglycerol kinase activity; ATP-dependent diacylglycerol kinase activity; ceramide kinase activity. The record is from RefSeq and is a predicted model, not a curated record. Gene Ontology annotation, cellular component: TIM22 mitochondrial import inner membrane insertion complex; mitochondrion. NCBI's taxonomy places the organism in Eukaryota, Metazoa, Arthropoda, Insecta, Lepidoptera, Nymphalidae. Bases 87 to 1340 code for a protein of 417 amino acids. The transcript has 4 exons. Gene Ontology annotation, biological process: ceramide biosynthetic process; protein insertion into mitochondrial inner membrane.
GCUGACAUAAACAGCUGAUUAGUGAUUACUAAAAAAUAACCAAAAAUUGUACCUACCUAUAAACAUUAAAUUUAUUUAUUAGCGCAAUGGAGCGAAUUAUAAAAAUCGGCAAGACGUUGCGCAAUAAUUGGAAGAAAUCUGUUUUGGGAGCGGUAGUCCUGCUUUAUGGCGCUGCUACAGCAAAAGAAAAAUAUGAAAUUAGCAUCCUUAUGCAAGCAGCGUGUAAAGAGGCAGUUAAAUAUGGUGACUCAGUUAUACCAAUGGACAGAAAUCCUACCCUAGUCACUGUUAUACUUAACCCUGUGGCUAAUAAAAGGAAGGCGAAGAAGGAUUUCGAGAAAUACUGUGAACCGUUGCUGCACCUUGCUGGAUUGCAGGUAGAUGUGAUCCAGACAACUUCAGAAGGGCAUGCCAAGGAAAUAGUAGAGAGCCUGCAUGGUACUGAAGCUAUUAUUGUGGCUGGUGGCGAUGGUACACUGUCUGAAACAGUAACAGGAUUACUCCGGCGAAACGACGAGGCCAACAGAUUUCCGCUAGGCAUCCUUCCACUCGGUCGAACAAAUAGCCUCGGCAACACCCUUUUCCCAGGCGGCGAAGGAACAGACAGAGUCAAACAACUCAUACAAGCUUGUAUGGCAAUCAUAGAGAAUAAUACAACAUGGAAAAAUGUUAUGAAAAUCGAGCCGGUAGCAAAUGAAGACGAGGUACCAAGUAAGCCUAUUUACGCUCUAACUUCUAUAGAGUGGGGUGCGUUCAGAGAUACAUUAGCUAGGAAAGACAAAUACUGGAUAUACGGACCAUUACGUGAAUACGUCUCCUACAUUUUUAAUGGUUACAAGGACUCCAUAUGCUGGAACUGCUGUGGUACAUUGAAGUAUACCCCACCGUGUUCAGGAUGCAGUAAUUGUUUAAGAAGGAAACCGGUAAUUAAGAGAAAAUGGGCGUUUUUCAUGCCGACUACUCAUCAACAAACAUUGCCGCAGACAAAUUGGGCGAGCGUCGAAAACCCAGAAUGUACAAUAACUAACGAAUUGUGUUUUAAGACUUGCGAUUUCCAAAUAAAACCAAAUGUCAGUGAUGGGCUACCAAUGCUGAUCGUUGGAUUGGGAAAGAAUAACUACAGUUAUAUAGAAUUCGUCUCCGAUGGAUGGAGACGUGCUAAAUAUGGCGAUAAUAUACCGGAAGUUGUAAAAGCUAGGACAGUUGAAUUACAACCAUUGGAUAAUAAACCCGAUUUGGUUCUUUCCAUCGAUCAAGAAGAGUUUGAGGUGAAACCUGUUAAAAUAACUUUGUUACCAAAUAUGGUUAAGUUUUUCUGUAGAUCUGAAAUAAAAGGUUAAUACAGAAAGA